GCUCUUGUUAUUGAUGUCGCUAGGCUUGUGCACUGCUGGUGCUGACGUAACCUGACGCACACAAAGACAGUGGAUCCGCCUCCAAACUCGACUCACUCCGCAACCAAGUCAGUGCUCAGUGCUGUGCGCACCGAGCCCCGUCCCCGCUAUUAUCGCUUCGUCUCUGCUGCUUCUCUGUCAUCCCCUUUCCUCCAUCACUUCCUCCUACAUUAUAAUAGUUUCACUGUGCUUGCCUGCGGUCGGCUAACUAGGAAGCGUGGGGAGCGUGGCUCUUCACUUUCGUAUGAUAGAGAGGAGGUAUGGCGGAGAGGACUGUCAUUAUUCAGAAAACAACAGCCAAAGCAUAUUAAUCCAAAACAAGCAACUGGGACGACGAAAGAUUCGAUAACUGCAAAAUGGCAACAACUACUUAUUCUGGAUUAUGGUCGUGACAUGUUCUGAACUCUGCGCGAAGUUUUAAUGUCAUGCAUUUUUACUUUGUUUUUGGCGCACGGUAAGGACGGUUUUCCAAACCUCUAUUUUGCGUCGCUGUCAGUGACUUUUAUUCAUUGACAUUUUCAACAUGUCAUUGGGAUCGUAACGACGUAUAAUUUCCACUUUUGGUAUUUUUCUUUUAAACAUUGUCCUGGGCUGGGUGGUAGUGUACUUGUGUCCCUUUGCGUUUUAAAUCUGGCACACUCACUGACCGCCGCCGUGCUGCACGAGCCCUUUAAUAAUUCAGUGUAAAUCUGUGGACGUGUGUUGGCACCCGCGACCGAUAUGGGGGCUAAGCAGAGCAGCCCAGCCGCUAACGGACGGACCAGGGCUUACUCGGGCUCGGAUCUACCUUCUAGCACAUCUACUACCAGCAAUGGGAACGGUAGGACUGCAGCCAUGGCAAUGAGCUAUCACGCGUACGGCCCGUCCGCUCACGGGGCCUCGGGAACCACAGCGACCUCCAGCCAACACAUUGGCCCCAGGACGAGGUCCGUGGGAGGCAGUUCUGGAGGGUCAGGGACAAGACCCCAGUCAGGCAUCAACAUCCCCAACAGCAGUGGAGCCUACAGCUCGCAUGAGUCUGGCAGCAGCACCCCGGAGGAGGCAGAAAGGGACAGGUCCAGCGGGGGGCAAGGGGGUCCCCGGUUGUUGAUUGGAUCGUUACCAGCACACCUUUCACCUAACCUCUUUGGAGGCUUCAAGUGCCCUGUCUGUUCCAAGUUUGUCUCCACAGAUGAGAUGGACCUACACCUCGUCAUGUGCUUGACCAAACCCAGAGUGACGUAUAACGAGGACGUCCUGAGUAAGGAUGCAGGUGAAUGUGCAAUCUGCCUAGAGGAGCUGCUACAGGGGGACACCAUUGCUCGCCUGCCCUGUCUCUGCAUAUACCACAAAGGCUGUAUUGAUGAGUGGUUUGAGGUGAACAGAUCGUGUCCAGAACAUCCCUCAGACUAAAAGGGCCUCGCUACUUUUCUCCACAGGUUUCUUACUCCCUCGAUAAGAAGAGUGAUCUGCACCAAUAACAACAGUCCUCAAUGUGAAUCCCCUCCCCUUCCCCGUCGCCUACGAGACUGCUGGACAGAUACACUGUGACUCUAUGGCCAGUACAGAACUGACCCCUCACCCUGACCUACCCCUCUACCCCCACCACCUCCAGUACCUCUCAACAGCCCUCAACACAUCUCAACUCAAACCAGUCAAUUACCACAGUGUGCCAAAACUCAUUAAAAGCAAUCUUCAGGGAAACUACAUUUAAUGCUGAUCUAUCUAUUUAUCUCCACACACACACACAAUAUGCUCCAAGACAAGACCAGACAGACACAGACACACACAUUCACAAAUACACACUCACAAACUCAACCAACCUCUGCUUUGUCCUCACAGACAGACAGACCGACAGACAGACAUGCUUAUCUGCCAACCUGAUGUUGAGGGGAAGACACAACACCUCUGUUGCACAACUAUCCAAUCAGGAAAAGCUGUUGCUCUCAACACGCCCUCUCACUCUCUGUGGCAUCAAUGAAACGGCUGUAUAUGGCACCCACAGACGUUUGGCCUUCCAUCCUUUGGCUGUGCCUCAGUGAUUGAGCUGCUGUGAUUGGCUGAGCUCCAGGGCUGCUGUGACUUGGGAUUCCCUCCUCCUGUGUUAUAGGACAGCAGAUCCAGGUCUCCUCCCAUCUGUUUGGGCUGAGUGAUUGUACACCUGGACAUUUCGGGGAGCAAGCUGAGGGAAGAAGGGGCGAGGGGAAGUCAGUCCUCAUCCCCCUCUCCCACUCUUUACCCCUCCUCAACAACUGUGUCUACCAGUGCCUUCACCUUCGGAUCCUAAUGGCCUACCAGGGCAGAGUCAGGACAACAGAACAGAACAGUAUGAUUGGUGGGUGGGGGACAGAGGGAGGGAGGGAGGUCAGGUAUCAGUCUAUACUAUAGCCUCCCUCCCAAGCCCUUCCCUCUGUGUGUUGUUGACUGGAUGUGGACAGACGGAGAGAGACCCAGCCGAGAGCCAGACUCUGAAUGUGAAACUCUGCUUAACUCUAACCGCUACUCCACUGGGACAUGACUGUAACUCGCCCUGGCUGCUAGCCACACUGAAAUUAGAAGUGCCCUGCUAUACGCUGUCCCACUACAUGGUGGCGCAAAAGAGCCCCCCCUCGCUCUCUCUUUCUCACUCUCUCCUUUCACCUGACUAGCUAUCUAACUCACAAUCCCUCAAUGCCUCUGUGAUAGCAACAUGACAUGAACUGGACUGUGCUACCAGAAGCGCGUGGCUCGGCUAGUGGCAACUACAACUCCCAGCAGGCACUUCUCUGGAGUGAGAAUGUUCGUCAUAGUUUUUGUAGCAGCAAUACCUGUCUGUCUGGGACAUGAGGCCCUCUGUGCUUAGCCUGGAUCCCAACUGAAUUACUGUGUUUCACAAUUGUUUUACUGUACACCUUCAGUCUGGCAAUUGUGAAGAGGAGCAAUUCAGUUGGGAUCCAGGCUACAAUGUGCUGACCCCAGAUCAGAUAUCCCCCUCCCCCAGGGUGACAUUACAUGGUGUAUAUACUCCAGCCUUCUAUAGGGUUUACACACCCAUCCUCUUCUCUCACUCAUUAUUUAUCAUCAUGAGACUUAUCAGUUAUUAUUAUGCAAAUGAUUUGUUUUAAGUGUGCAGAUUUGACAUAAUGGUGUAAUUUCAUAUGUGUGUAUGUAUGUGUGAGUUAUAGUAAAACUAAGUUGGGCCUUAAUGCAAAAAGAAUGACAAUAACAACUAUAUGUCUUCUAGUCAUGUUUGUCAAUUUCAGUUAUGUUUCAAUUAGCUGCCUGAGAUAGCACACUUUUUACCCAAUCAUAAUCAUCUACCAAUCAACCAAUCAGCCUAUCACAGUAGAGGUGGGAGGGCGGACCAGGAAGUUGGGGAUUGGCGGAGCUCCAUGCCAAAGCCAAUCAGAAUAAGGGGAAGACUGAUGUAUUAAAAAAAUGUAUCAUUAGAAUGUUGGAUCCCCGAAACUUUGUCAGUGUGUUUGAGUGUUUUACACAUUUCUUAUCGAAUACAUUUCAGCUUCCAGCAACCCUGUGUUGUAAUAUUUAAACAAGGCCUUGAUGUUGUUCUCUUUAAUGGUUUGAGAGCUUUCCCAGGAUGCGCUGCUAACUAGUAUACUGAGGUUCAGAAAGACCUCCAUCUCCUCCAUUGGGUUGUGAAUACGGGCAGAGUAAGAAACUGAUAGACAAAUUCAAUGAAUAAGAUGAAAGGCUUUAUUGGCUAAGUUUUUUACAAUUAUUGUGGGGGGUUUUCAAUCUCCAGAGUUUAGAGAUUUUAGAUUAUAGUAUAUUAUUAUGACAGAUCUAGGAAUAAGAUACAUAUUAUUUAUAUUGGUUGCCCAAUUCAAACUAGUAACAACCAGACAGACAAAAUAACAUUUAUAGGGGAUCUGGGUAUUAUGGUUUGGAUGUACUAAAGAUAGUGUUACCAUGGCAACUGGGUCAGCUACACCCUUUAAACUGUGGUUUCUCCAAAAGUGCCAUCGUCAUGGCUCUACAAUGUGCUGCUAACAACUUAUUUUUCAAGAAGUAAAGUGAGGCAUAAAGCACUUUGGAAUUGGACAAUAAAAAGCCCCCACCCAAAUGGACUGUUUCCCCAUUUGUCAUCAUGUACUAUAGCUAAUAAAGUUUUAUCUAAAUCCAUGGGAGUUUCUCCUCAUUGCACGUCAGUGAGGGAGAAACUAUAAUAUCUGGUCUGGUUUGUCCCAUGGCUACUGUACUAUAAGCAAUGUGAUUUUGAAAUGUUGUCUAAUGGCUCACGAUUGUGAAGCAUACUACUGUAUGUGUACAAUAUGCCCAUAUUGUCAUGGGUAUAUGUGUAGCACAGAGGACCCUCCCUAGAUAGCCUACCAGAACAGCCUUAUAUGAGCCACUGUAGCUAGAAUCAGUUUUAAAGCACAUUCUCCCCCAUUUCAGUUUUGUUAGUCUUUUAUUUUGGAUGUUUGGGUUUCUUUGGGGGGCGAGUGGGGAGAGAGCCUAGCACCUAAACUGAUUUCGCUAUGUUUCACUGUAGAGAAUUCAGUUUGGAUGUCAGGCUAGUGGGAAGGGAGGGGGGUUUUAGGGUCAUUCUGUGUAAAUGUUUUGGUUUUGCUGCUUAUGCUACAGUUGCCAGAUCUGAGCCCAUAACAAUCCAAUUGGAUCGAUGUCUAUCCAAAUCUACCGUGUUGAAAAAAGCUCCAUAUGGAUUGACUUGAUGCAGUGUUUAAAACAGUCAACAUAUAGGAAUGUGGGAUGUGUUAGAGAACACACCCAUGUCAUCAGGUAGAGCGCUAUACUUGAUGUUCCAUUCAUGAUACUAUAAUAUACCAUGACAGCGAACAUACUGUAGAUUAUUAUUAUUAGUUGGGGAUGAGCUUGCUUGAAUGAAGGUGGAGGUGUAGUAGGGCUUUAAGUAAUAGUUGAGAGGUGAAGGAAACUAUUUUUAUUUGGGUUAAACCCCCCAAGGUACUUCAGAGACAGGCCGACAGUACAUGCCUAGAAAUUUUAUUUUAGAAACUAUUUAGACAUACAGUAUGUUAUAACAUUCCAUUUAUGUAAAAAUAUGUACAGAAUGACAUUAAAAGAGCAAAACUUUUGGAGCACAUU
Coregonus clupeaformis (lake whitefish) is the source of this 5082-nucleotide messenger RNA. RefSeq names its product E3 ubiquitin-protein ligase znrf2-like. The record is from RefSeq and is a predicted model, not a curated record. The transcript has 5 exons. Bases 760 to 1431 code for a protein of 223 amino acids. Lineage: Eukaryota; Metazoa; Chordata; Actinopteri; Salmoniformes; Salmonidae.